Messenger RNA from Nothoprocta perdicaria, 6998 nucleotides. RefSeq names its product bromodomain adjacent to zinc finger domain 1B (gene BAZ1B). Gene Ontology annotation, cellular component: WICH complex. Lineage: Eukaryota; Metazoa; Chordata; Aves; Tinamiformes; Tinamidae. Gene Ontology annotation, biological process: chromatin remodeling. Gene Ontology annotation, molecular function: protein binding; histone H2AXY142 kinase activity. The transcript is spliced from 18 exons. The record is from RefSeq and is a predicted model, not a curated record. Bases 2241 to 6374 code for a protein of 1377 amino acids.
AUGACUGAAUGUGGUUUUAAUGGCCCUUCUUGUGGGACGGGAAUAGCCUUGUGGUUGCCAUAUAGCCAUUAUUAGGAUAAAUUGCUGUAAAUACAAGCAGGAGCCCUGCUUUCCAGUUUGAUUUUCUGCUCAGCACCGCUACAGAAUUUGCYGUUUGAGUCGCGGUGGGGUGCGCCCUGUGCGCUCUGGUUUCCCCUUGCCMCCUGCGUGCUGCUCUGCCAGCGUGAGGGUGCUGCUUACUCGUGUGCCGUGGCUCGUCUGGCGGGAGGAAAAGCUGUGGGGCCAACUUGGGGCUACCACUUACCAGGAGCUGGCUCGAAUUGGGUACAGAACACUUCAGUUCUGCUAUUUCAUUAUGGUUGCGUUGAUUUAAGACUGUCCUAUCAGACUCCCAGCUGACUUUGAUAUUUUCAUUUUUUAAAGAAAGAAAACUUAAUAGUAAUUUAAUCUUUGAAUCUUCAGACUUAAGAAGGAUAUAAAUAUGACCAAAGGGCUCAAAACUUAUUGGGGGCCUGUCCGACCCAUUGGACAUGCAGCCCAGUCUGAGUGGGACCCUGCACAAGCUGUGCUGUCAGAGCUUGUAAAAGUGCAGCUUUCUUCUCAGCUUUAAACCCUGUUGCAGACAGAGGAAACUUUAAACUCUCAGCAAUGGCGAAUUUCUCCGAAGGUUACUGUAUUUGUAGUUGAUUUUCUUGCAUGACACCAGUUACUGUGGAUAUGACAUACUGGUUUGCCGGUGUUCAUAGUGUAGCUUUGCAUUAGCUAAGGACUGGUGGAGAGAUGUCCACGAGGUCUGUUGCAGCUGUGACUCGCCUUCCGAGUAGGAAUCGUGAUUUAGAAAAUAAAGUACGCUCCRAAGGAGGGAUUUGCUGUGGCUGGUGGCUUUGCUUUCACAAGGGUGCAGGGAAAUCUGUUCCCGUGGUGUGCUGAGGGUGCUCGCAUUCAGCAUUAGCACUUGCAUGGCGCYGAGGGCUGCGCCUCUGUACUUACCACAAGAAUGCUCUGCGCUUGCUUUUCUGAUGGAAAAGGCACUGCCGGCAGCGGGAAGGGUGCUUUUCUURCCUGCUUAAGGUCAGGGUAAGGCAGCUUAAGCAGGCUUUCAUGGGCUAAAUAGACAGAUUUGCACUGUGUUAGUUUUUGUUAUAAUUAUCCCUGUAUGUAUACUAUUCAUAGAAAACAAAAGGUACCUUUCAUGUCUGUUUUCGCUGUUGGAUAAUUACUUUUCAGGGAGACUGAGCAGAGCAUGGCCACAGAUGCUCCCUCAGAGCUGUAACUUCACUGCUGCCUGCYGAUGACCACAGUAAUUUCCUUUGCUGCUCUUAAUGGCCAGAGGAACUUAGAUGUGACAUAGGAAGUAGGCAGUGUCGUUGAUCAGAAAACUGCUAGUUCUGUACUAACCAAGGAGACAGUUACUGAUGGAAAAUAAAGAUAUAUUUCCUUGUGCUUUUAAUUUCUUUUUUUUUGUGUUAUUUUGUUUUUGCUUUGUCCACAAAUGAUUAGAAUAUUGAGUACGCUGAGACUUUGCAUCUUGUGUUUAUAACGUCCCCCUCCCCCUUUGUUAUAUUAGAGCAGUAGUACAUUGAAUUAAAGGGUUCCCCAGCACUUGGCUUUGGACAUUCAGAAACAGAGGUACUUUAGUGUUCCCUGUCUGCUCCUCGUGGCCCUGGUACCGUUUGUGUCAUUUAUGAGUGAAUAAGCUCUGCAAAGCGUAGAAGUAGCUUGGCAAAACCCAGACCUUUUCAGCCACGUGUGUGUGGUGCAGCUGAGMUGAAUUGCCGGCGGCAAGGCCUCCUCCGGGCUGCCGGCACGGAGCGAGGACGGCCGCUCGCGCUGCGGGAAUCCCGCUGGAUUUGCAGCAGCCUCUCCAUGGUAAACGUGGGGUCAAACCUCCCUGCAAUGCAUCUCGGCCUUCGUGCAUGCAAAUAGGAAGGGUUUAAUUGAACUUGGUGGUCUUGUGCUGCUUUGGUUGUGCUCUCCACUCCAUAAAUCCCGUUUUCCUGAGCUGCUACUCCUGCAGAGAGUACGAAGCCCGGCUAGAAAGAUACAGUGAACGAAUCUGGACGUGCAAAAGCACAGGCAGCAGCCAGCUGACGCACAAAGAGGCCUGGGAGGAGGAGCAGGAGGUCGCCGAGCUCUUGAAGGAAGAGUUCCCCAUCUGGUAUGAGAAACUGGUACUGGAGAUAGUCCACCACAACACUGUCUCUUUGGAGAAGCUGGUAGAUGCUGCUUGGCUGGAGAUCAUGACCAAAUUUGCAGUGGGAGAAGAGUGUGCCUUUGAGGUUGGUAAAGAAAAAAUGUUGCCGGUGAAGGUUUUAAAAAUACAUCCCCUAGAGAAAGUAGAUGAAGAGGCCUCUGAGAAGAAGUCUGAUGGCACUUGUGACUCCCCCUCCAGUGACAAAGAGAACUCCAGCCAGGUAGCCCAGGACAACCAGAAGGAAUCCGUCCUGAAGGAGGAUGACAACAGGAGGGAGAGCAUGAAUGAUCGAGCACGUAGGUCACCUCGGAAGCUUCCUACUUCAUUGAAGAAGGAAGAAAAGAAGUGGGUUCCACCUAAAUUUCUGCCCCACAAAUAUGAUGUGAAGCUGAAAAAUGAAGAUAAGAUCAUCAGCAAUGUACCGGCAGAUAGCUUGGUCCGUACGGAGCGUCCUCCCAACAAGGAGAUCCUGAGGUACUUCAUCCGUCACAAUGCGCUGCGGGCCGGCACCGGCGAGAAUGCCCCCUGGGUCGUGGAGGAUGAGCUGGUGAAGAAAUAUGCCCUCCCCAGUAAAUUUAGUGACUUCCUACUUGACCCACAUAAGUAUAUGACUCUCAACCCAUCGACCAAGAGGAAGAGCUCCGGAUCACCAGACAGAAAACCUUCCAAGAAAUCCAAAGCUGAUGGAUCAUCCCUGGGUCAGCCACUGAGCCCUACUCUGUGGUGUCAUGUACACUUGGAGAAAUCUAUUAUUGGGUCUCCACUGAAAGUGAAAAACUCUAAGAACUCAAAAUGUCCCAAAGAGGAGUUGGAAGAGGUGAUGAAAAUAGUGUCACCAGGUAAACUUGGCCCUAACUUUCACAUUCCAAAGAGGAGCCGCUUGGGAAAGGGUAACAACAAAUCCUUGGACAAAAAGCAGAGAGGCAAAAGGGUUUUAAAUGGGCAGAAAUCAUCUGGGAAAUCAAAGUCUCCUAGAAAAGGCUUGAAGACUCCAAAGAUGAAGAUGAAACAAAUGACACUACUGGACAUGGCAAAAGGUACCACUAAGGUGUCCAGGGCUCCAAGGAAUUCAGGAGGCACCCCUAGGUCUUCCAACAAACCCCAGAAACUGCCUCCUGCGGCACUCCAUCUCAUUGCCUAUUACAAAGARAAUAAAGACCGGGAAGACAAAAAAAGUGCCCUUUCCUGCAUCAUCUCCAAAACUGCCAGGUUGCUCUCAAAUGAGGAUCGUGCCCGUCUCCCUGAGGAUUUACGGGGACUAGUGCAGAAACGCUACGAGCUUCUGGAGCACAGGAAGAAAUGGGCCACCAUGACAGAGGAGCAGCGAAAGGAGUAUCUGAAGAAGAAGAGGGAGAAGCUGAAAGAGAAACUGAAGGAGAGAGCGAAGGAGCGGAAGGAGAAGGAAAUGAAAGAAAAACUGGAAAAUCAGAAAAGAUUUGAGGACCAAGAUCUUAAAGGGAAAACCUUGCCUAGUUUUAAACUGGUUGAUACCCCAGAAGGACUGCCCAAUACCCUCUUUGGGGACGUAGCCAUGGUGGUGGAGUUCCUCAGCUGUUACUCAGGGUUGUUGAUGCCAGAUGCUCAGUACCCAAUUACGGCAGUUUCUCUGAUGGAGGCGCUCUGUGCAGAGAAAGGCGGCUUUCUUUACUUGAACCGGGUGCUGGUCAUUCUCCUGCAGACGCUGCUGCAAGACGAAAUUGCCGAAGAUUACGCCGAGCUGGGUAUGAAGCUUUCUGAAAUCCCCCUUACUUUGCAUUCUGCUUCCGAGCUGGUCCGCCUGUGCUUACGCAAGUCAGAUGUGCAAGAGGAAAGCGAGGUGUCGGAUAACGUCGAUGAGAGCAAGGAUUCGGCGACUUUUGAGGAUAAUGAAGUGCGGGAUGAGUUUUUGGAGAAACUGGAGACRUCAGAGUUCUUUGAGCUGACUCCUGAAGAGAAACUGCAGAUACUGGCAGCUCUCUGCCACCGGAUUCUGAUGACUUACUCUGUGCAGGACCAUGUGGAGGCCAAGCAGCAAAUGUCYGCUGAGCUGUGGAAGGAGCGUCUCGCUGUCCUGAAAGAAGAGAACGACAAGAAGAGGGCGGAGAAACAGAAGAGGAAAGAAAUGGUGGCCAAGAACAAGGAGAAUGGGAAGGAGGAGAAUGCCAUGGGAAGAAACGAAAAGAAAAAAAAUGAGCUCGUGAAAAUAGAGCACCGGGCAGAAAUAGAAGCUGAUGAUAUGAUCAGUGCUGUGAAGAGCAGGCGCCUGCUUGCCAUCCAAGCCAAGAAAGAGAGGGAGCAACAGGAAAGACAAAUGAGAGUAAAGAUGGAGAAAGAAGCAGAGGAAGAAAGAAUCCGGAGGCAUAAGGCUGCAGCUGAGAAGACCUUCCAGGAUGGAAUUGCCAAAGCAAAGCUGGUGAUGCGCAGGACCCCGAUUGGCACAGAUCGAAACCACAACAGAUAUUGGCUGUUUUCAGAUGAAGUUCCUGGAUUAUUCAUUGAAAAAGGCUGGGUACAUGACAGUAUAGACUACAGAUUUGUCCUUCCCCAUCAGAAAAAGGAGGAUUCAAAAAAGGACUACAGCCCAGUAGAUAAGMGGAAGGGCGCAGCCGCCGACGGCAGAGUGAGCCUGCAUCAUAGGGCUGUGCAYGUGGCAGACAUCCCCACAGAGACCACCGCGCCUAAACAAGGACAGAACUUGUGGUUUCUCUGUGACAGUCAGAAGGAUUUGGAUGAGCUGCUGGAAUGCCUGCACCCAAAAGGAGUGAGAGAGAGUCAGCUAAAGGAGCGUCUGGAGAAAAAGUAUCAGGACAUCACACAUUCUAUCCAUUUGGCUCGGAAACAGAACCUGGGCCUUAAAUCCUGUGAUGGUAACCAGGAACUGCUGAACUACCUUCGAAGUGAUCUAAUUGAGGUUGCAACCCGGCUGCAGAAAGGAGGGCUGGGAUAUGUUGAUGUGACACCAGAAUUUGAAGCCAGAAUAUACUCGCUGGAGAGCCUGAAGGAUUUUGGAGAGUGUGUGGUUACACUGCAAGCUGGUGUUAUUAAGAAGUUUCUGCAAGGCUUCAUGGCCCCCAAGCAGAAGAGAAGGAAACAUCAAGGAGAGGACUGCAUUGCCAAGACUGAGGAGGUAGAUGAAGAGAAGAAAAUGGCAGAAGAAGCUAAGGUUGCUUCAGCCGUGGAGAAGUGGAAGUCAGCAAUCCGUGAGGCCCAGACCUUCUCCCGCAUGCAUGUGCUGCUCGGCAUGCUGGAUGCCUGUAUCAAGUGGGAUAUGUCGGCAGAGAAUGCAAGGUGCAAAGUGUGUCGCAAGAAAGGUGAGGAUGACAAGCUGAUCCUGUGUGACGAGUGUAACAAAGCCUUCCACCUCUUUUGUCUGAGACCGGCACUCUAUGAGAUACCAGAUGGCGAAUGGCAGUGCCCAGCGUGCCAGCCUUCCACUGCCAGACGCAGCUCRCGGGGCAGGAACUAUGCAGAGGAGUCUGAUGAAGAGGAAACUGARGAAGAUGAGGAAGCUUCUGAUGAACAAGAUGCUGAGGAGGAGGAAGAAGAGGAGGAAGAUUACGAAGUUGCCGGACUGAAAUUGCGACCCAGAAAGCCAGCGCGGGGCAAGCAGAACACGGCCAUGUACUCCUUGCGGCCGGGAAGGCACCCAGGGAAGAAGCAGGCGCUGCACUCUGCSCGGGCGCCCCGGCCGCGCGCCACACCGCUCAACGGCGCGGACAUCGACGAGCUGGUCCUUCAAACGAAAAAGACAGCACGUCGCCAAACGCUCGAAUUACAGAAAUGCGAGGAAAUCCUCAGCAAGUUGAUCAAGUACCGCUUUAGCUGGCCCUUCAGGGAGCCAGUGACCACAGAGGAAGCUGAAGAUUACUUUGAGGUCAUCAGCAACCCUAUGGACUUCCAGACUAUGCAGAGCAAGUGCUCUUGUGGCGACUACCGCUCGGUGCAGGAGUUCCUCUCUGACAUGAAACAAGUGUUCACCAACGCUGAGCGCUACAACCAGAAUGGGAGUCACGUCCUGUCCUGCCUGGAGAAGACAGAACAGUGUUUGAUCGACAUGGUGCACAAACACCUGCCUGGCCACACAUAUGCACGCAGGAAACGCAAGAAACUCUCUGCCAGGUGCCAGGAACUGGAGGAACAGGAAGGGGACAGUGAGCCAGAGUCCCUUGAACAUUCCCGGGGGCGAAAAAGGAAGAAAUGAUGGAUGGGGGAGGUUAAGGGGGAGAGYCAGAGCUGGAGCAGGUCUUCUGGUGCUGCUGGCGGCAGGAUGGGCUGUCUGGAGGGAGUUAGGAAGCAGCAGGCACUUCUCUAUUAAGCCAGCCUUUGGCCCAUCCUACUUCUAUUUUUUCUGCAAUUUCCUGAAGUAUUUGUACAUGCGUUGAGCGCGCAGAGACGACGUGCCGCUUCCUGCAAAACCGGCAAAGCUCUGGCGCGCCUGUCCUGCCAGGAGGGCCGGAGGGGAGCGCGGGCGGGCGGCCUGCGCCACCUCUGCCACGAGCCCGCACUGGAGCACGGCGGGCCCUCCGCUUCCUGCUGCCUGGGAUGUGGAACCAGCCCGGGGGCUGGCGCAGGGAGGGAUCACAUCGCUGCACGGAAGGACUGGGCAUGCCCAUGGGCUGCUGGUUCUUGUAUGUAUAUAUUUAUAUGGUGUUUAUUUGGAGCCCCGUGUCAGGGGGCUGUGGGGAGCGAGCAAGCACUUACACUGAGGGAGGCAAAGCUUUCACCAGCCUUGCACUGCAGCUGGCGCCAAGGUGCCCGGCCCCGUGUGCCCUCUCCGGGAGCCACGUGUGCAGGUGGGCACUGCAGGGCGAGGGGCGAGCUGGGC